Molecule: messenger RNA, 4671 nt
Organism: Closterium sp. Naga37s-1
Lineage: Eukaryota; Viridiplantae; Streptophyta; Zygnematophyceae; Desmidiales; Closteriaceae
Source: the annotation of a GenBank genome assembly
AUGCGGCUGCUCUGUGGGUUGGCACCGCUAACAAACCCCCCAUACUACACCGUCCGUUCCCCGUCUAUUCCCCUCUCAGUCCCCUCCCAUACGAUUACCAUUCCCUCACCAUUCCCAUCCCAUUCGUUUCCUAUUCCCCGUCCGAUCCCCGAUUCCUUCGUUCCCCUCCCGUUUCUCUCCCAUCCUCCUCCCAUCCUCCUCCCAUCCUCCUCCCAUCUUUCUCUCAUUGGCCUCCCAUUCCCCUUCCGUUCUCCCUCCUGUCCCAUCCCACUCACCAUGCCUCUCCCAUUUCCCUCCCGUUUCGUUCCCGUUUCCAUCCUAUUUCCCUCUCCAUUCGCGCCGAUUCCCCACCAUUGCCGCCUUGCGCCGGUUCUCCUUACGGUUUCCUCCCAUUCUCUCUUUCCUCCCAUUCAUCUCCCAUUCCCCUCCCCAUUCCGCUCCCAUUCCGUCCCAUCUAACCUCCCUACUCAACCCCCAUCUGACCCAAAUCUCACCCCCCCAUCUCACCCAAAUCUCACCCCCCAUCUGACCCAAAUCUCACCCGCCAUCUCAUCCCCCAUCUCACUCCCCAUCUCACCCCCUUCUCACCCAAAUCUCACCCCCCAUUUCAACCCCCAUCCCACCGCCCAUCUCACCCAAAUCUCAUCCCCCAUUUCAACCCCCAUCCCACCGCCCAUCUCACCCAAGUCUCAUCCCCCAUUUCAACCCCCAUCUCACCGCCCAUCUCACCCGCCACAACCCGUGCAUGGCAGGACGCACACGAGUACCCAUGCUGCGGGGGGCGCAUGUGCUGUCGCAAGGGGGCGUGUUACGAGCGCAAGAGAGGGCAGUGGGACUGCUGCCCGCUGGGGAAGAAGGCCUGCCAGGGUGGCCGGCGAUGCUGCUGGAAUAGCUGAGAUUCGAGCAGUGAAAGCCGUUAGCUUCUACCUACUAGGCAGAGUGAUGGGAUCGUGUAGAAAGCAGAAUGGUAGAAGCCCCGCAUCUACUGCAGCGGCGCCUGCUGCAUCGACACACACGAGUACUCGUGCUGCGGGGGCAUCAUGUGCUGCAAGGUGGGUGCGUGCUUCCGCAACGUCACGACGCGCACGUGGGGCUGCUGUCCCAUCGGCUUCAAGGCGUGUGGCGGACCCAAACCCGGCAGCAGGUGUUGCCGGCUGUGAGCAAGAAGGGCCCGUUGUUUUCCAGAGCGACGCCACGUCGCACGGAGGCAGUCUAUCCGCAGCAGCCAUGGACGCAGCGACCGUACCGCGGGAUGCGGUCGACGUGGAAGAGCCACUUGAUUUGGAACUAGUAGAAGGCGCGCUCCUGCUGGGCAAGGAUUCAAUUAACGAUUUGCCCGACGACGUGCUUUCCGCAAUUCUCACACGCGCCUCUGGCGGUGAGACUUUGCACCACGCGCUCGUGUGCCGCCGCUGGCUGCGCCUGGCGCAACUCUCGCAGCAGGCCGUCCUCGUCAGCGCCCCGCGCCACCUCCACGCGGGCGAGCUGCUGCGCGGCUUGGCGCGCUUCCCCAACGUGAACUCGCUCACGCUAGGCGACAAGAGCGUCGAUCUUUUCAACGACCCGUUUCUGCGCGCGCUGCCCUCCGCGUGCCCGCAGCUCUCCCGCCUGCGCCUGGACGAGCCGCAGUACACCGGCGCGCCGCACUUCCGCAUCACGCUCACCUGCCUUGGCCGCUUCCUCCGCAGCGCGUCGCGCCUCGAGGAGCUCACCUUGAAGCACAGCCUCGGCCACAUCACGAAGCUUCCUUCCUCGCUCGCGUCGCUCUCGUCGCUGCGCGUGCUCAAGCUCUGUCUGAAGCGCCUCCGCGUUCUGCCCGACGAGCUCGGCGCGCUGCGCGCUCUGGAGGAGCUCUCCGUCGUCUGCCCCAAACUCACGAGCCUCCCCGCGUCCGUCGGGCAGCUCCCGCGGCUGUCCCGCCUCUGUCUGUCGAACUGCCGCGAGAUGAGCCAGCUCCCCGCGCAGCUCGGCGCGCUAAGCGCGCUGACGGCGCUGGAAAUUCACGGGUGGUACCGCCUGGGGGGCAUUCCGGAGAGCAUCGGCGCGCUCAAGGAGUUGCGCCGCCUGCACUUGCGCAACAUCUCGUGCGCGCUGCCGAACGUGGGGGCGGAGUGGCGCAAGCUGGAGGAGCUGCGCCUGGAGGACGUCCACACGGACCACCUUCCGCCCAUCUCGCUCGCGUCUCUCGCGCUCCUCACCAUCCGCCAGUGCCGCAGCCUCCGCGCCCUCCCCGACGAUAUCGGCGCGGCGCCAGCCCUCCGCGAGCUUGAGAUCGUCGAGGCGCCGCUCACCGCGCUUCCCGCGUCAAUCGGGAUGCUGACGUCACUGGAGCGGCUGGUGCUGGCGCCGUACGGGUCGCUGAGCGCGCUGCCGCGCUCGCUGCUGGCGCUGCCGCGACUUGCGCACGUGGUGCUGAAGAACGUGUCGAGUCUUGAUUCGCUGAUGGGGGAUUGGGCGGAGGCGGAGGCGGAGGCGGGCGAGGAGGAAGAAGAUGCGGAAGCACGGGACGCGGGCGGCGCGGCUGACCGCGAACCCGACGGGGCUGCAAGCACCGCUGAGGCCACUGCUACUGCCGUGCAGCCCGCCCCUCCCCCGCCUCCGCUGGCCCCCGCGCUGCGCCACCUGGAGCUGCACAUGGCGUUCCGCGCGCCGCUCGGCCGACUGCGCCGCCUGCCGACCGCGCUGUGGGCGCUGCCGGCGCUGACGCACCUCGGGCUGCAUGGCUUCACGCAGCUCGUCGCGCUCCCCGCGCGCGUCUCGCGCCUCACGUCGCUGCAGUCGCUCACGCUCCAAUCCUGCUCGCGCCUCACCCACCUCCCCCCCGCGCUCGCCGCGCUCGCGCCGUUCCUGCGCGCGCUCACGCUGUCGGACCUCUCCGCGCUCUACUCCUUCCCCCCCGUCGUCUGCCGCCUCACCGCUCUCACGUCGCUCUCGCUCGUCCGCCUGAUGCACAUCGAGCGCCUCCCCCCCGCGCUCUCCGCGCUCUCCGCCCUCCGCGCGCUCAAAGUCUCUAUCGCGUCCGAGCUCUCCUCGAUUCCCGGAUCGCUCGGCCAGCUGGCGGCGCUCGAGUCGUUCGAGCUGGAGGACUGCCCCGCGCUGCGGAGCCUGCCCGCGUCGCUCGGCCGCCUUACGACGCUGCAGACGCUGGUCGUGCUGCGGUGUACCGCGCUCACCGCCAUUCCCGCCGGCAUAAGCGGGCUCGGCGCGCUGACGCACCUCAGCAUGACCUCGUGCGGCGCGCUCACCGCUCUGCCGAAUUCCAUCGGCCAGCUGGGUGCGUUAAAGGAGCUGACUAUAACGAACGUGCCAAUUGCGGCGCUCCCGGACACACUGGGCGGGCUGACGUGUCUGGAGGAGCUCCGCGUCUCGGACUGCCUCUCCCUCGCCGCGCUCCCCGCGUCCCUCUGCGCCCUCCCGCACCUCCACACGCUCUCCCUCACCGCGUGCCCCGCACUGCGCGCCCUCCCGGACAAACUCGGCCAGCUGCGCGCGCUCAAGCGCCUCGCCCUCGAGCGCUGCUCCGCGCUCGCCCGCCUCCCCGCGUCCCUCGCACAUCUUCCCGCGCUCGAGUCGCUCGACGUCACCAGCUGCGACCUCCUCACGCACCUCCCCGACGACUUCGCGCCGCUGCCGCGCCUCGCGCGCCUCGCGAUCAACCACUGCCGCACCUUCGCGCGCCUCCCCGCGUCGCUCCCCCGCCUGCCCGCGCUCCGCGUCCUCUCGCUCUCGUACUGCCCAUCGCUCGCCGCGCUCCCCCCUGACCUCGGGUCCGUCCGCGCGCUGCACUCCCUGCACCUGCGCGAGUGCUCCGCGCUGGCGGAGCUGCCCGCAGGGCUGGCGCGCGCGGAGGGGCUGCGCCACCUGGACGUGUGGGGGUGCGCGGCGGUGGGGGACGACGCGGAGGUGGGCGUGUGCGGGCUCAGCGUGCACGUGGUGCGGGGGAGGCGCGGAGGGGGCGAGUUCGUGGGGGUGAAGCCCAGGAAGAGGCGCGCGGGGCGGGCGCGGGGGGGAGGAGCGGGGGGAGCGGGGGUUCAGGCGGGAACGGAAGCAGGCGGAGGAGGGGCAGAAGGAGGAGAGGCGGCUGGGGGGGGUGCGAGUGGGGCAGACAGGGGCAGUGCGGAGACUGGGGGAUUGGAGGGCGCAGCAGCAAGAGAGGGAGGGGAGGCGGGAGGAGAAGUGGAGGGGGAAGGGGAAGGCGGGAUGGAGGCAGAGGGCGAGAGGGCAGGUGGGGAGGAUGGCUUGGGGUCACUGGGGCAGGCACAGGGGGAGGGGGAGGGGGAGGGAGCAGGGGAAGGAGAGAAUGAGGGGGAGGUGGAGAGUGGGGGAGAGGAGGGCGAGAGUGCGGUGAGGGAGGAGGGCGGGCAGCAAGGGGAGGAGGGAGAGGAUGGGGAGCAGCGCAGGGGCUUGGUGGAGCGUGCUGCAGCGGCGAGCUGGCAUGGCCAUGGCAGCGCGGGCAGCAGCUUGGGAAGCAGCAGCCAUGGCAGGGAGGGGGGCACAGGGAUGGGCAGAGGGAGGGGUGCAAAAGGGGAAGGGGGGAGAAGGGAGGGCAGGGGGGGUGGUGGCAAGCGAGGGCGGGAGGGGGAGGGUGGGAGGAUGGAGGGGAAGAAGCGGGGGAGAAAGGAGGCGCGGGCCAAGGCAUGGCGGUGCAAGCGCGCUGCUAACUGCUGCUGA